CAAGCACACCUCAAAACAUAUGAAUGUAUAUUUAUAACAAUUAAAUAAGUAAAAUUACGUAUUAAGGAGUGCAAUAAGUUGACUAAUCUAGAAAAGUCAAAGUAAAUUGCGCCAGGAGGAGAGCAAACAUUUGAAAAAUUAAAUAGAAACACACACACACACACCCACUCAACAAAAUGGAAGCAGUUGCCAAACACGAUUUCUCUGCAACGGCUGAUGAUGAACUCAGUUUUCGUAAAACUCAAAUUCUAAAGAUAUUAAAUAUGGAGGAUGAUUCAAAUUGGUAUCGCGCCGAGCUGGAUGGCAAGGAGGGCCUCAUACCCAGCAAUUAUAUAGAAAUGAAAAAUCACGAUUGGUAUUAUGGACGCAUUACCCGCGCCGAUGCUGAGAAACUACUGUCGAACAAACAUGAAGGCGCCUUCUUGAUACGCAUUAGUGAAUCCAGUCCCGGCGAUUUCUCCCUAUCAGUCAAAUGCCCCGAUGGCGUGCAACAUUUUAAAGUGUUGCGCGAUGCGCAAAGCAAAUUCUUUCUCUGGGUUGUUAAAUUCAAUUCCCUCAACGAACUGGUUGAAUAUCAUCGAACAGCGAGCGUGUCGCGGUCACAGGAUGUCAAACUGCGUGAUAUGAUACCUGAAGAGUUGCUCGUGCAGGCGUUGUACGAUUUUGUGCCACAGGAGUCCGGUGAAUUGGACUUUAGACGCGGCGAUGUCAUCACUGUCACAGAUCGCUCCGAUGAGAAUUGGUGGAAUGGCGAGAUCGGCAAUAGGAAAGGCAUUUUCCCAGCAACCUAUGUGACGCCAUAUCAUUCAUAAUAAGAUGCAACCUCAGCACCUUUCCCUCCCCAAAUACACCCACACACACACACAUGCAUACAUAAAUAUUAAGCAGAUUACACACACACACUCACACACAACACUGCACAAACAAAUUUUGGAAUUAACAUAUACACAUAUGGUAACGAUAGAUUUAUACAGUAAGCCGUAUUGCAUUUUUACGUUAUUGACAAGGCAGUUCGCAAAUCGAAAUGUAACUAACUGAUAAAACUGACAAACAAACAAUUCUUAUAGCACUGUGCUGUCCUAUAAUACUUUACAAUUGUAAAACACCAAUAAGCAGUUGCAAUUUUUGAUAGAGUAUAUAUAUACAUAUAUACAUAUACACAUAAACAUAAAUAUUUAUGCUAAGUUCAAAUUCAUGUGUUGUCCUAUAUGCAGACUUUCAGCUCCUAAUUGUGCUACAUUUGUUUUCCUUGUUUGUGUGUGUGAGUUCAAGAAAACAUAAUAUAAUAAUUGCAACUAUAUGUUUAAACAAAUUACCAAUAAAAAAGGACGCAAACAACAAGCAACUAAACUAUUGCUUAAACAAAUUUAAUUUAAACAAAUUGAUUACAAGAAACAAGUUUUGCCUAAAUGUCUCUAGUGUGAAGACAUUUAAAAAUUAU
This is a messenger RNA of Drosophila busckii, 1441 nucleotides long. It is a transcript of the gene drk, whose product is annotated as protein enhancer of sevenless 2B. The transcript is spliced from 6 exons. The record is from RefSeq and is a predicted model, not a curated record. Gene Ontology annotation, molecular function: protein binding. Bases 177 to 812 code for a protein of 211 amino acids. Lineage: Eukaryota; Metazoa; Arthropoda; Insecta; Diptera; Drosophilidae.